UGACUAUUCGUCCUCUCUCACCGCUAGUCCUCUUUGAUAGUCUUGAUCUAUUAGCUGUGCGCCUGUGCCUCACCGCCGGCGACGGGGCACAGCAAAGCCACUCCCCUCUCGCCGGAAUCUGCCCGCCUCAUCCUCCUCCCUGCUUGUGCGGGUACUGGACCGCCGCGGGGCGGGCAUCCAUCCGGACCUGCUCCAUUCCUUCUCGCGUACCCUUCCUCCUUUUGCUCGUUCGUCCUCCCCAUCGCGCAAGUUCAACCCCAGUUGACGCCGUAGGAGAAUCGGCGGCGCCCUAGGUGUUUGCGCGGAAUUUAGGUGUUUGCGCGGAAUUUAUUUUCCAGACGAUUUGGGGGAUUUAGCCGAACCCUAUGCCCCGCGUUAAGCCUGCCGCCGGCAUGCCCGCUUACCACCACCGGGCGCUCCCCGGCCCCGGGCAGGGUCCAGUUCCCGCGGCGCACGGGAUGAUGCACCGGGAGGUCCGUGACCCGUACGGGCCGGGGAUGCACCUGCCGCCGCCGGGGCACGGGCACGGGCACGGGCUCGGGCCCGGGCCGUUCCCCUACGACAUGCUGCCGCCGCCGGAGGUCCUGGAGCAGAAGCUCGCGGCGCAGCGGGGGGAGAUGCAGAAGCUGGCGGUGGAGAACGACCGGCUCGCGGUGAGCCACGGGUCGCUGAGGAAGGAGCUGGCGGCGGCGCAGCAGGAGCUGCAGAGGCUGCAGGCGCAGGGGGAGGCCGCGAAGGCCGCCGAGGAGCAGGAUAUGAGGGGGCUCCUUGACAAGGUUGGGAAGAUGGAGGCCGAGCUGAAGGCCUGCGAGUCCGUGAAGGUGGAGCUGCAGCAGGCGCACGCGGAGGCGCAGAACCUUGUGGCGGUGAGGCAGAACAUGGUGGCGGACGUUCAGAAGCUGAGCAAGGACCUGCAGAGAAACCUCGGCGAGGCGCAGCAGCUUCCAGCGCUUGUUGCUGAACGGGAUGCUGCUAGACAAGAAUAUGAGCACCUAAGGUCUACAUAUGAGUAUGAAAGGAAACUCAGGGUGGAUCACUCCGAAUCAUUGCAGGCAAUGAAAAGGAAUUACGACUCCAUGGUUACAGAGCUGGAAAAACUUCGUGCGGAGUUGAGGAAUGCAGCUAAUAUUGACAAAAGUGGCAUUUUCUACAAUCCCAUUACUAGUCAAAAGGAUGAUGGUACAUCUAGCCAUCUUUCUGUUGGACAAAUUGCUUAUGAUGGUUAUGGAAGAGCACAGGCAAGGACAACUCCUACUGGUCUGGUAGACCCUUUAAGUGGAAGCCCAGCUGGAACUGGUCUUCAUUCUGGAUUUGAUCCAUCAAGAGGCAAUACAUAUGAUGCUUCUCGUGUUGCCAGUUUCAGUUCUUCAAAAUCUGGAACCCAUGAUGUAUCAAGGGUUGCCUCUGGCUUUGACUCUUUGAAGAGUGCUGGGUAUGACGCUUCAAAGGCACAGGCAGCAGCUACUGUGGCUCAUGGGAGCAGUGCUGGUUCCUAUGGAUCCAAUCAGGCAACGCCGCCUCAAUAUGCAUGGGUACAAUCUGCAUCCACCUACGGAUCUGUACAGAUGCCACCAUCAUAUGCACCUGGAUCUGUCCCAUCAUCCUACGGCGUGGCAACAGUUCGUCCCUAUGGCUCAGCUCAGGCACUACCAUCAUACGGACAAGCACAGGCACCAGCUGGGUAUGGACACACACAGCUACCGUCAUCCUAUGGUCUAGCACAGGCACCGUCUGCCUUUGGUUGCACAGGGUUCCUCUCCCUAUGGGUUGGCCACACAGCCUCCAGUCUAUGGGUCUGGGCGAGCAGCAGGUAAUUCUGGAAGUAAUUAUGAAGCUCCUCAUGGACGCAAAUAAUUUGGGGACAUUUGUAUCGAUGUGGGCUUAUUUGCAAAAGAGAGCUUUGUACACCCGAAUCCUUUCUGCAGUUUACUGAAACGGUGUUGUUUAACUGCUCUGAGAUGUGAGAAGGAUCUCUGUCACAAACAGUAAAAGAUAAUCUUUGUAAUUAUACAUCUUGAUUCUUCUAAAGCAUUUUUAUUCAAUAGAAUAGGGAAUUCUGACAUGA
This is a messenger RNA of Setaria italica (foxtail millet), 2065 nucleotides long. Its product is annotated as protein FLX-like 2. The record is from RefSeq and is a predicted model, not a curated record. NCBI's taxonomy places the organism in Eukaryota, Viridiplantae, Streptophyta, Magnoliopsida, Poales, Poaceae.